AUGGGUGGUGCAGUUCCCGCCGGAGGUCUUAACCUCAACAUCAAGUGGUCAGAGCAUCGUUGGGCUAUCUUCUACUGCCUUGUCGCAACGAUAGGUGCUUUGUGCUAUGGCUACGAUACGAUCUACUACACUGGUAUCCAGGGGAUGAAGUUCUUCGCCCGCGAUUACGGAGUCCAACAAGCGGACGGUACUUACGAACUCGGAACUACCUUUUUGUCCGUCUCGGCCAGCAUCAUCUACGUGGGAGAAUUCCUUGGGGCCAUCCUUGCAGCACCAAUCAAUGACCGCUUCGGACGCAAGGCUGUCUUUGCUUGCGCCUCUUCGUGCAUCAUCAUUGGUGCCAUCGUUCAAGUCUGCGCCUACGGAAUCGAUGGCGUCUUCUAUGUUGGCAGGAUCUUCGUCGGUCUGGGAGUUGGCCAAUUUACCGCUACUUGCCUUAUGUAUGUGGCAGACGUAGCCCCCAGUGCGAUCCGGGGUCCUGCUUUGAUGAUGUUCCAAUUCAUGCAGUCGAUUGCUCAAUUUGUCGGAGCCUGCGUCAACCAAGGCACGGAGACGAUUGAUGGCGCCGCUCAAUACCGUCUGCCCAUGGCUUUGCUGGUCAUCUUGCCAACGACGAUGCUGAUACUCUUGAUCUUCACGCCUGAGUCUCCGGUCUGGUACAUGGCCAAGAACCGAAGAGAGGAUGCGAAGAAGUCUCUAGUCAAGAUCAACCGCAGCUCUCCAUCCUAUGAUGUUGGACCUGAUCUCAAGGCGAUCGAAGACCAAAUCAACCUUGACCGAGAGAUGGCCGCGGAGUCAAGCUGGAUCUCAUUGCUCACGGAUCCUGUGGAACGUCGAAAGCUGAUUUACGCUUGUGGUGUCAUGUUCGCGCAGCAGAUCAAUGGUAUCCAGUUCUGGUAUACCUACGGUGUGGUCUUUGCCCAGUCGAUUGGUGUUGGCGAGCCAUUCACUAUUAACACGAUCAUCUAUGUUGUCCAAAUCAUCACCGUCGGUCUCUCAGUCGUGUUCGGCAAUAGAAUGAACCGUCGAACGAAUCUCCUCGUCUGCACCAUCGGAAUGCUUGUUUCGCUUGUCUGCGUCGGCGGCCUUGGUACCACCAAAGACGCUGAUGGAAACUUCAGCCGUGGCGUUGGAAUCGGCAUUGUGAUUUUUGCCUACUUCAACAUCGUUUUCUACAACUUCUCGAUCGGAACCCUCUCCUACACCAUCGCCUCUGAGAUGGCUGUCGGACGCAACAGGAACAAAAUCACUGCUUGUGCUCUUGGAACCUUCUUCUUCACUGUCUGGUUGAUGGUCUUCACCAGCCCGUACAUGUACUACGACGCCAACUUAGGACCCAUGGUCGGCUUCGUGUAUGCUGGAACUACACUCUUCACACUCGCAUACUCUUGGUUCUGUGUCGGAGAGACCACUGGCCGAACGAACGCUGAGCUUGAGCGCUUCUUCGUUGAGAAGAUUCCCGUUCGUGCAUGGGAAACCCACGUCUUUGAGAAUGAUGCGGCUUCGUCAAUUUACGGGCCGGAGAAGGAGAAGGUUUGA
Messenger RNA from Zasmidium cellare ATCC 36951, 1539 nucleotides. RefSeq lists its product as uncharacterized. The record is from RefSeq and is a predicted model, not a curated record. Gene Ontology annotation, biological process: transmembrane transport; carbohydrate transport. Gene Ontology annotation, molecular function: carbohydrate:proton symporter activity. The transcript has 5 exons. The coding region runs from base 1 to 1539 and encodes 512 amino acids. Lineage: Eukaryota; Fungi; Ascomycota; Dothideomycetes; Mycosphaerellales; Mycosphaerellaceae. Gene Ontology annotation, cellular component: membrane.